AUGGAGUGUUUAUUGCAGGACGCUCGUGAGAGAAGAUUAGAUGUGGUCGCAACGCAAGAAAGCAGGGUGAGCGAGUGGAUUAACGGCGAAAAGGCUGAUGAGUUCUACCUU
Amoebophrya sp. A120 is the source of this 111-nucleotide messenger RNA. NCBI's taxonomy places the organism in Eukaryota, Dinophyceae, Syndiniales, Amoebophryaceae. The record is from the annotation of a GenBank genome assembly.